This is a messenger RNA of Calliphora vicina (urban bluebottle blowfly), 594 nucleotides long. It is a transcript of the gene MED10, whose product is annotated as mediator complex subunit 10. Gene Ontology annotation, molecular function: transcription coregulator activity. Gene Ontology annotation, cellular component: mediator complex. Bases 81 to 482 code for a protein of 133 amino acids. Gene Ontology annotation, biological process: positive regulation of transcription by RNA polymerase II. The record is from RefSeq and is a predicted model, not a curated record. The transcript is spliced from 2 exons. NCBI's taxonomy places the organism in Eukaryota, Metazoa, Arthropoda, Insecta, Diptera, Calliphoridae.
ACAGAAAUUGAAAAAAAAUCCUAUUUAUAUUGAAAGUUUUUUUAAGAUUUUGUUAAUUUGCUUCAACUUUCCGCAUAAAAAUGUCGGCUCCUUUGGAAAAUCUGGAAACCCAAUUGGAGAUGUUUAUAGAAAAUGUGAGGCAAAUACGCAUUAUCGUGAGUGACUUUCAGCCACAGGGACAAAAUGUUUUAAAUCAAAAAAUCCAAGGUUUGGUUACCGGCCUGCAGGAAAUCAACAAAUUAAAAAAUCAAGUUCAAGACAUUUAUGUACCGUUUGAAGUUUUCGAUUACAUUGACCAGGACAAGAACCCCCAGUUGUAUACCAAGGAUUGUGUGGAAAAAGCAUUGGCUAAGAAUGAAGAGGUCAAGGGUAAAAUUGAUGGUUAUCGUAAAUUUAAAGCCAAUAUGCUGUUGGAAUUGUUUAAAACAUUUCCCAAUGAAAUGAAUAUGUAUAGGGCCUAUCGCCCGGAUUCUUUAAAUUGAAAUUAUGUUCAAACGUCCUCACCCAAAAUAAUUGAUGUGCUAAAGAACUGAAUACAAAAUUUAUUUUUAGAAUUAAGUUUCAAAUUAUUUCAAUAAAUCAAGAAAAAUUAAC